Physcomitrium patens is the source of this 1672-nucleotide messenger RNA. RefSeq names its product bifunctional aspartokinase/homoserine dehydrogenase 1, chloroplastic. Gene Ontology annotation, biological process: aspartate family amino acid biosynthetic process; L-homoserine biosynthetic process. The record is from RefSeq and is a predicted model, not a curated record. Gene Ontology annotation, molecular function: NADP binding; homoserine dehydrogenase activity. Lineage: Eukaryota; Viridiplantae; Streptophyta; Bryopsida; Funariales; Funariaceae.
GUCUGUUGCUCCGCGGUAAGUGGGUUCGCUCUGGGAGGAAAUGGUUUUUGAGGUAGGAAGUGUUAGGGUUUCGUGUCUGUCCAGCGGGAUCGAGCUUACGGUGACUUCCGAAAGGUCGAAUACAGGGAGUUGUUUCAUGAGGUGAAGUUUUGUGCAUUGAUUGCGGCGUACUUGCAUUUGUCUUGAAUCUGUGGGUGGCAUUGAUUUAACGGAGCUUGUUCCUAUGGCGGGAUCUUUUGAGGGUAAUGUUUCGAAUACACCAUUGGCGAUUGGCAUUGUUGGUCCCGGCCUGAUUGGGAAGACUCUUCUAGACCAAUUCGUUAAUCAGGUGGCAACGCUGAAGAAGGAGUUCGAAAUCGACCUGCGCGUCAUGGGAAUUAUGAACUCGAAGAAGAUGUAUCUUGAUCACACAGGUCUAGAAUUGUCAAAAUGGGAAGAGUUGCUUCACACGCAUGCGGUAGCAUCAGACAUGUCAAAGUUCACAGCACAUUUUGAGAGCCAGGAUUUCCCUAAUCCUGUAAUUAUAGAUUGCACCGCAAGUGCUCAAGUUUCUCAGAUGUACUAUGAGUGGAUCAACAAGGGUAUCCAUGUCGUGACUCCUAACAAAAAAGCUAAUUCAGGUGCUUUUGAUCAGUAUAAGCGAAUAAGAGAGCUGCAGCGAAAAUCACGCAUACAUUAUUUCUACGAGGCCACUGUAGGGGCGGGGCUGCCCAUUAUCAGCACCCUGCGUAGUCUCGUUGAAACUGGGGACAAAAUUGUGAAGGUGGAAGGUGUUUUCAGCGGCACACUGAGCUAUAUCUUCAACAACUUCAACGGUGAAAAGUCUUUCAGUCAGAUUGUAUCUGAAGCUAAGGCAUCUGGAUACACUGAGCCUGAUCCUAGAGAUGACCUCUCUGGCAUGGACGUUGCUCGAAAGGUUGUCAUUCUUGCUCGAGAGUGCGGGCUGCAGUUGGAGCUUGAUGAUGUCAAGGUUCAAAGCCUGGUCCCAGAACCACUUCAGGGGUUAACGUCUAGUGACGAAUUCUUGAAUGAGCUUCCAAACUUUGACGAGGAGAUGGAGUUGCGAAGAAAAGGUGCUGAAGUAUCUGGAGAGGUUUUGCGGUAUGUUGGUGUAGUCGACGUGAAGACCAAUGAAGGAAGAGUAGAGCUGCAAAGCUUCCCAAAAUCGAAUGCUUUGGCUCAACUCUCUGGUUCUGACAACCUGGUCUCCUUCACGACGUCAAGAUACUUGAGACAACCUCUUAUUGUGAGGGGUCCAGGUGCUGGUCCAGAAGUUACGGCCGCUGGUGUAUUCAGCGAUCUUCUAAGGGUCGCUUUCUACUUGGGUGCGCCUUCGUAGGUAGCAUCCACGUCAAUUUUGUACGAGUUUGAGUGCAGUUCUGAUUUCGCGAGUUCUUACCUAUAUUUUUUUGUUUUUUCGUGUUUGGCAUCAAUUACCAAGGAGUGCAGGCUCUCUAGUUAUCACAUGGGAGAUAUCUUUACGGUGCCUACUAUGUUUUAGGUUAUGGGAACCUUCGCUGAGCUUGUGUGAGCAGCUCAAAGUGUUAGUUUAUCUUCUUGUGGGAAUUAUUAUACUUCGUUGCUAUUGCUGGUGGCAACUUUCUCAUGCCAGCACAUGCACAUUAUCUUUGUAUGUUGAUUACGAUUACUCAUGUGAUGAAACGAGUAAACA